AACAAUUGUGAUAACAUAAUUUUUCAGGUUGACAGACAACUGCCAACAUGCAGAUCUUCGUUAAAACCRUAACGGGUAAGACCAUCACCCUUGAAGUAGAGCCUAGCGAUACUAUUGAGAAUGUCAAGACCAAGAUUCAGGACAAGGAAGGUAUUCCCCCUGAUCAACAGCGAUUGAUCUUUGCUGGUAAGCAGCUUGAGGAUGGACGCACUCUYUCUGAUUAUAAUAUCCAAAAAGAAUCAACUCUUCAUCUUGUCCUGCGUCUACGUGGUGGAGUCAUUGAACCCAGUUUACGUAUCUUGGCCCAGAAGUACAACUGUGACAAGAUGAUUUGCAGAAAGUGUUAUGCRCGUCUUCACCCCCGUGCUACCAACUGCAGAAAGAAGAAGUGUGGACACAGUAACAACCUCCGUCCCAAGAAGAAGCUGAAGUAGAGUGUUGUAUGCAGUUUAAUAUCAAUGAAUAAAGCUAUUGUGCUGUG
Exaiptasia diaphana is the source of this 481-nucleotide messenger RNA. Its product is annotated as ubiquitin-60S ribosomal protein L40. The record is from RefSeq and is a predicted model, not a curated record. The transcript is spliced from 4 exons. The coding region runs from base 48 to 434 and encodes 128 amino acids. Gene Ontology annotation, biological process: translation; protein ubiquitination; modification-dependent protein catabolic process. Gene Ontology annotation, cellular component: nucleus; ribosome; cytoplasm. Lineage: Eukaryota; Metazoa; Cnidaria; Anthozoa; Actiniaria; Aiptasiidae. Gene Ontology annotation, molecular function: ubiquitin protein ligase binding; protein tag activity; structural constituent of ribosome.